UAAAACAGAGAACAUUUAAUAGGAACAGACUAACCAAUAAAAUAAUAAAAACUCAAAAAUCUCUGCUAAUUCUUGUUUCGCCGGAGCCGGAGAGAGUGAGAGAGAGAGAGGGGUACUAACUAAGCUAACUGUUCGUUUCACCGGCGACGGAGAGAAAAAACGCAGGCGAGGUUGAAGAAGAACUCAACAUCGCAGAUUCUCAGGAAGAAUGAGUCAGAAGCGAUCUUUAGUCUUCGCCAUUCGAGACUUUCCACCAGGCUGUGGAACUCACAUCGAUGUUUCGUCGAGUUUGAAUCAUCCAGCUGAGAAGGCCUUCAAGCAUCCAAGAACUGGUGAUGUCUCUGGCGAGAAUCUGAGUUUUGCUGAGGCUAAACCUGAAGGAACUUGUCUCAAACGAGAAUCAGCUGAUCAAGAUCAUAUCUUUGCAGCUCCUGAACAUAAUGCCAAGCGAGAACCAGCUGGUCAGGAUCAUGUUGUUGCAGCUACUACAGUAGCUUAUGCAACUUCAUCUCACAGACAAAAAGUGGAGAUCGGAAACUCUGAUUGUGAUCCUACUCCUCGUGAGAAAGUGCUCGAGGUAUUGAGUCUUUUCAAACAAGUUUACAACCAGUUGGAUCGAGAUAAAAAAGCAAGACGUGGUGGAGAUUUUUUGGAUGCAACAAGCAGAAUCGACCUCAAAACACUAACUGUGUUGGAGAAGAUGGGAAAACAAGUGAACACGGAGAAGAGAAUCGGAUCGGUUCCUGGAAUCAACAUCGGAGAUGUGUUUCAGUACAAAACCGAACUUCGGGUCGUCGGGCUUCACUCCAAGCCGAUGUGCGGUAUCGACUACAUUAAACUCGGAGAUGAUAGAAUCACGACAAGCAUCGUGGCAUCAGAAGGGUAUGGAUACAAUGAUACAUACAACUCUGGUGUGAUGGUUUAUACGGGUGAAGGAGGUAACGUGAUCAACAAGCAAAAGAAAACUGAAGAUCAGAAAUUGGUAAAAGGGAAUUUGGCAUUGGCUACUAGUAUGAGGCAGAAGAGUCAAGUGAGAGUGAUUCGUGGAGAAGAGAGAUUGGAUCGUAAAGGGAAACGAUAUGUCUACGAUGGUUUGUAUAUGGUUGAAGAAUAUUGGGUUGAGAGAGAUGUUAGAGGUAAGAGUGUGUAUAAGUUCAAGCUUUGUAGAAUUCCUGGUCAACUUCCAUUGACUUGAUAUUAGUAUAAAAUAAAAACUGAUGAUGAUGGUAUAAUAAGAUUUGAGGGAAAAAAAAAUAUUAUUGAAUUGUAGAGCGUUUUUGUUAAAUAAAAAUAGAGGACUAAAGCUUCUUUUUUA
Molecule: messenger RNA, 1315 nt
Organism: Arabidopsis thaliana (thale cress)
Lineage: Eukaryota; Viridiplantae; Streptophyta; Magnoliopsida; Brassicales; Brassicaceae
Product: YDG/SRA domain-containing protein
Exons: 2
Coding region: 209-1195 (328 amino acids)
Biological process (GO): chromatin remodeling
Cellular component (GO): nucleus
Source: RefSeq, marked reviewed